Paracoccidioides lutzii Pb01 is the source of this 192-nucleotide messenger RNA. RefSeq lists its product as hypothetical. Bases 1 to 192 code for a protein of 63 amino acids. The record is from RefSeq and is a predicted model, not a curated record. The transcript is spliced from 2 exons.
AUGGCAUUGACGCAGUUUCAGACGGAGAAUUCCUGGGCUAAUUCUCCCAACAACUCGUUCUUGGUAAACACCAUUCAGACUCAUGCAAAGUGUCAACAAGUUGGUGUCGUAUUUUCGUUGCGAGCAUCUGCACCGCUUUUCCCAGGACGCUCAUUAUCUCAAGUUGACGCAACUGAGGAGGCCCAUCUGUAA